Molecule: messenger RNA, 7730 nt
Organism: Clupea harengus (Atlantic herring)
Lineage: Eukaryota; Metazoa; Chordata; Actinopteri; Clupeiformes; Clupeidae
Gene: stxbp5a
Product: syntaxin binding protein 5a (tomosyn)
Biological process (GO): Golgi to plasma membrane transport; exocytosis
Cellular component (GO): plasma membrane; SNARE complex; cytoplasm
Molecular function (GO): myosin II binding; GTPase activator activity; syntaxin binding
Source: RefSeq, a predicted model, not a curated record
AUGAUGUGUCAUGUGCUGUCUACGUGUCACGUAAAAUGUUUUUGCUCUGUAUUUGUUCAUGUUCAGAGAAAUGAGGGAGGGUUGGAUUUUGCUACUAGACACUGUUCUAUAGUGCGUGGCUUUUUGGCUGUAACCUCGGCGCCAGGUUUAUCGGGCAGGUGAUGUGCACGCGUGCCUCCGUGGCUUUGGCCGAGGCAUCCUAGGGCCGCCAGGUGCAGUGGGCGGGGCCGGCCAGGCACGGGCGCAAUGUGACGGCAGGCGCGUACUCUGUUGCGGUCACCGGAGCGGCAGGCGGCGACUUUUAUCAAACAUCCGGGUGUCGUGCGAAAUGCGCAGGCUCACCGCUGCAGCUGUGUGUGAAAGAGCGAGAGAGAGAGAGAGCGCGCUAGAGAGAGCAAGACGCAGCGGGACAGUGGUCGGUGGAGGAGAGAACUAUAUCGACGCUUUAUGCGACCACUCCGGUUAAAGCAUUAAAAUAGAGUAUCCACAUUUACGAGCUGGCAUACACAUACUGCUCCGGUGACGGCCGAAUAUUCGGACAUGGAGACCGCAGUGACAACACGGGAUAAAAUGUGAGAUUUUUAUUAAGAAUAACCAAAAAGCCAGCGAGUGUGGCGUACCCCCACCACAUCCCCUGAUCUUUUCCGGGAGAUCUGAUUCCGUGUGGUCGGUCCUGCGUGGCAUCGCGUGCUCACGGAGAGGAGCAUGAAGAAGUUUAACAUCCGGAAGGUGCUGGACGGACUAACAAACGUGUCUUCUGCCACGCCGUCGCAACCACUGGGCGUGAGGGAGAACGACCUAAUCCACGAGACGCUCCAGUCGGAGCACUUCCAGCUCUGCAAGACUGUCCGUCAUGGCUUCCCCUAUCAGCCCUCGGCUCUGGCCUUGGACCCUGUCCAGAAGCUCCUGGCCAUCGGAACACAGUGCGGAGCUCUACGGAUAUUUGGCCGACCAGGAGUGGAGUGUCACUGUCAGCAUGAGAGCGGAGCAGCCGUCAUUCAGCUCCAGUUCCUCAUUAACGAGGGAGCGCUGGUGAGUGCCCUGGCAGAUGACAGCGUCCACCUCUGGAAUCUACGACAGAAGAGACCAGCAGUGCUCCAUUCACUCAAGUUCAGCAAGGAGAGGAUAACGUUCUGCCACCUGCCGUUCCAGAGUAAGUGGCUGUACAUAGGCACUGAACGCGGGAACAUCCACCUCGUCAACGUGGAGAGCUUCACCCUCUCAGGGUACACCAUCAUGUGGAAUAAAGCCAUCGAGCUCUCCUCCAAGGCUCACCCUGGCCCAGUGGUGCACAUCAGUGAUAACCCCAUGGACGAGGGGAAGCUGAUCAUUGGAUAUGAGGGUGGUAUCGUCGUGUUGUGGGACUUAAAAUCAAAGAAGGCAGAAUGCCGUUACACAUACGAUGAGGCUAUCCACUCUGUGUCCUGGCACCAUGAGGGAAAGCAAUUCAUCUGCAGUCACUCUGAUGGCUCGCUCACCAUCUGGAACACCAAGAACCCCGCCAGACCCCAACAGACAAUCACCCCGCACGGAAAACAGCCCAAGGAUGGGAAGAAGCCAGAGCCGUGUAAACCUAUCCUCAAGGUGGAGUACAAAACCACUCGACUUGGAGAGCCCUUUAUAAUCCUGUCAGGCGGGCUGUCGUAUGACACAGUGGGCCGACGGCCUUGCCUUACGGUGAUGCACGGCAAGAGCACGGCCGUUCUGGAGAUGGACUACCCCAUCGUGGACUUCCUCACCCUCUGCGAAACGCCCUACUCCAACGAUUUCCAGGAGCCAUAUGCAGUAGUGGUCCUGCUUGAGAAAGACUUAGUUGUCAUCGACCUUGCACAGAACGGGUACCCCAUCUUUGAGAACCCGUACCCCCUGACUCUGCACGAGUCUCCGGUGACGUGCUGUGAGUACUGCGCUGACUGCACAGUGGACAUCAUCCCUGCACUUUAUUCUGUGGGCCUACGCCAGAAACGCCAGGGCUACAGCAAAAAGGAGUGGCCCAUCAGUGGGGGUAACUGGGGUCAGGGCACACAGAGCUAUCCUGAGAUAGUCAUCACGGGGCAUGCCGAUGGGUCAUUGAAAUUCUGGGACGCCUCUGCAAUAAUGCUGCAGGUGCUGUACAAGCUGAAGACGGCUAAGGUGUUUGAGAAGAGCCGAAGCAAGGAUGACAAGCCGAGCACUGAGAUUGUGGAUGAGGACCCCUUUGCCAUCCAGCUGCUAGCCUGGUGCCCGGAGAGCAGAGUGCUGUGUGUGGCCGGGGUGUCUGCACACAUCCUUAUCUACCGUUUCAGUAAACAAGAGGUCACCACAGAGGUCAUACAGUUGUUGGAGGUUCGUAUGCAGUAUGAGCUGAGCGAUUUGGACUCUCCAGAUGUGGGCGGAGACCAGACGCAGGUGGCUCCCACUUCUAGCUCCUCCCCCAGCCCCCAAGCAGCCGCCACUCCGACACGCCCAUCAACCAGCAGCAACAACUCAGACCACACCAGAGAUAAUGUGCCCUGCCUCAAGGUGCGUAGCUCGUCUCUGAAGCAGUCAGCGGGAUAUCAGGUGGAACUGGUGGUGCAGCUGGUGUGGGUGAGUGGGGAGCCGCCGCAGCAGAUCAGCAGCCUAGCCAUCAACUCAGCCUACGGCCUUAUGGUGUUUGGCAACAGCACAGGUGUGGGGGUGGUGGACUACCUGCAGAAGACGGUUCUGCUCAACCUGAGUACAGCUGAACUCUACACCACCAACGACCCCUUUCAGAAGCAACCACGCUCACCGCGCAAGAGCAGACAGCCCUCAGGAGGUCUGUGUGACAUUAAUGAGGGCUCCGCCACAUCAGACGACCGCUGCAAAUCUCCCACCUCAGUGCUGAGCUCAAAUCAUCAGCAGUUCUACAAUGGAGCAGGCAAAGCAAAGAUGUCCAGGAAACUAAGCUUGCCCACUGAGCUUAAGCCAGACUUGGUCCUACUCUCUGUAUGUGCCUCGCGGGCCCCCGUCCCCCUAGACCACCGGGACAACUCCUUCAGCCGCUCACGGAGCUCCAGUGUGACGAGCAUCGACAAGGAGACGCGCGAGGGCAUCACGGCGCUCUGCUUCUGCGAGACGAUGGCACGGCGGUCCGAGGGCGGAGGGGUGCAACCAGCCCUGUGGGUUGGCACCUCGCUGGGCGCCGUGCUCACUGCCACCCUCAGCCUGCCCCCUGCUGGAGAGCAGAGGUUACUGCAGCCUAUCAUCGCUUCGCCCAGCGGUGCUGCGGUGCGUCUGAAGGGCAGUAUCCUGCGCAUGGCCUUCCUGGAUGCUGCCGGGGUCUUCCAGUGCCCCCCGUACGAACAAUGGUACGAGCCCAACGCAGCUGAGGAGGAACGUACCAGGCGCCGGCGCGGGGGUGGCCUGGCCUCACCCUCCGGAGGCGGCGGUGGGACUGGCGGCGGGGAGGUGGAGAAGGACAGCCAGUUUGCGGUGGUCUGCUCGGAGAAGCAGGCCAAGGUGCUGUCGCUGCCGUCGCAGACGUGCGUGUCUAAGCACAACAUCACCGAGACGUCGUUCUUGCUGCGCUCCGACGUGGUGGUGCUCAACAGCGGCGCCUGCGUGGCCUGCUUCUGCGCUAACGGACACAUCAUGACACUCAGUCUCCCCUACCUGCGGCCGCUUCUGGACGUGAACUACCUGCCUCUGACAGACAUGCGCAUCGCUCGUACCUUCUCCUUCUCUAACCUAGGCCAGGCUCUGUAUAUGAACUCCCCCACCGAGAUCCAGAGACUCACCUACAGUCAGGAGGUCUGCGAGAACCUGCAGGAGAUGCUUGGGGAGCUGUUUACCCCAGUGGAGACUCCUGAGGCACCCAAUCGGGGAUUCUUCAAGGGCCUGUUUGGAGGCGGGGCCCAAGUGUUAGACAGGGAGGAACUAUUCGGGGAGACAGGCGCGGGUAAAGCCCCCCGCAGUUUGGCUCAGCACAUCCCAGGCCCUGGGGGCAUCGAGGGCAUGAAGGGGGCGGCCACGGGCAUCAUGGCAGACCUGGCACGGACCCGCCAGGCGCUGGACGAGCGAGGGCAGAAGCUGAGCGAGGCGGAAGAGAAAACGGCCGCCAUGAUGACCAGCGCUGACUCUUUCUCCAAACACGCACACGAGAUGAUGCUGAAAUGUAAAGACAAGAGGUGGUACCAGUUCUGAGGUCUGGUGCCGGAGGGACGCCAUCCUGCCCUUCCCCGUCCCUCAGACCUGCCUUCUUCCGCCCCUCUCUCCACCUCUCCUUCGGCCAGGCGCGCCCGAUCCCUCGUUCCCUUGCCGAGCACAAUGAUAAACUUGCCUCAGUAUGGACUGGGGAGCGGAAGGGUAGAAGCCAUCUCUGUGGUGUUCUUUUUUGUCUUUCGGGAGUUUCCAUGUGGAAAUCUGUCUGUUUUUUCGUUUGUUUCUUUGUUUCUUUUUGUUUUACGUCCCUCUUCCGUGGCGGCUUUGGGGUCCCGACGGCAUGGAGACGUCCACAGAGCAGAUAAACAAAAACAAUUACAAAAAAACGAAUACGUAAAAAGACACGUCUACACACAAUAAAAAAAGAUGUAAAAAGUUGGGAAAAUAAGUAUAUACAUAAUUCUAUAUAAAUCUCUAUAUCAACCUAUAUAAAGGAUCAACACUGUAUACACCAGAAACUUUACCCCCUCCCUCCUUAAGGAGAGCUCACAGCAUUGGUCAGAGCAAUAGGAAGUGCCAUGUUGUCACCCAACAUGACAUCACAGGAAGUGAUGCAAAAGGAAGUGACAUCAUAGGAAGUGAUGCAAAAGGAAGUGACAUCAUAGGAAGUGGCAGUACAGGAAAUAACACGGCAAAGCAGAGGAUGUAAUGUCACUCCCGAAGAACAAUUGGAUCUUUUUCUUUUCCCUCUCUCCACCUGCGGCUGUCAGGACUCCUCCCUCAUCAUUUUUACGGUCUUUAAAGCAAAACUGCUCCGUUCUGGGCUUUUGAUUUAUUUUUGUUUCCUUCACAUAAUGUGUUACUUACUUUCUUGGUCAAUGGAUUGUUUCCCCUGAAAUGUAUGUGAAUGUGUCAUGUCUCCUGUAAGUGUUACGGAAGUGAACCACCCUGUUAUUUAUGUAUUUAUAUUAUUUAUUUGCUCGUAGUCUUCUUUUCGUGUUGCAAAUGUAUUUUUGUAAUGCGUUGUCCUGCUCAGUGCUCUUUGUUUAAGGGCUGUGUGUUUGUGUGUGUGUGUGUGUGUGUGUGUGUGUGUGUGUGUGUGUGUGUGCGUGUGUGCGUGUGUGUGAGAGAGAGAUAGAGAGGGAGAGAGAAAGAGAGAGAGUAGAGACAGAAAAAGAAAGAGUUGGUGGAAAAAACUGUGUAUUGUAUGACCUGGGAUUUCAUGAGGGAGAUUUGUAUGUGCGUGUCUGUGUUCUCUGGUCAUUUAGAUUUAGAGUGUUUGUAGAUGUUUCGAACUGCCUUUGGGAAGCUAAUGCACUUAUAAUAUGAGGAUAGGAGUAAAGAUGGGUUAUUGCGUAUAUUUGUUUGUGUGUGUCCAUGGGUGGGUGGAAAACUGUGUGUGUGUGUACGUGGGUGUGUAAGUGUCUGUGGGUCAAUUUCAAUUCCUGAGGAAGAACAUUAGGACCGAACUCUGAUCAAGAGUGUGUGCUGCUCUCUCUUUCUCCCUUCAUCCCGCCCUCCUCUCUUUCCCUCCACCACUCUCUGUUCCUCAUUCUCUCUCUCACCCAUGAUGGUCCCUCUCAAAGGGCAAAGAGUGUGGAACCAUGGGAAGUGUAGUGUGGAGACCCCAAGGAAGAUCACUUGUGGGAGUGCACAAUAAACUACACUCACUCCUCCCAAGGACCAGAAAGGAAGAGUAUGUGUUGCAGACAUAAUCAUACUUUGUGUCUCUGUCUUUCUCUCUUAACACACACACAGACGUACACCAACCCCCCUCCACCACACACAAAUGCAGUACUUGUUUAACUCUGAGUGUGUGUGUGUGUGUAAGAGAGAGAGACAGAGUGUGUGAGUGUGUCUGUGUGUAAACAGUGCAUCUAGGCCAUAUUGUGUAUAGGAUGCAAAAAGAGGCACAUCCAAAAUGAUCCCUGUGUUUUUAGUAUGGAUACAGUGCCAGAGAGUUCAGCCAUAUUUGCGUGCGUGUGUGUGUGCGCGUGCGUGUGUGUGUGCGCGUGCGUGUGUGCGCGCGCACGCGUGAGAGAGAGAGAGAGAGUAAGUGAGUAACAAACAAACAUCAAUCUUGUUAUGUUUGACGUUUUUGUACAGAUGCCACCUCUGGCUAUCUGGUGUAUAACUGUGGCCAUAUCUUUUGCAUCGUUCUGUAAAUACAAGAAAAGAAAGAAAACGCGACAAUCCAGACGAACCCUCCCUCCCUUUGCAGAAGUCAAAGUGACUCCACAAUCAGUUGCCAUAAUUUUUAUGCCAGACGCCAAAGAUUUAGUUUUCCCGUUGUCUGUUAACAUGUUAAAUGUAACGCAACAGGAGCCGCCAUGUUUGCUACUGGUCAUGUGACUGUCUACUCCUUGAGAACAGGCUUGGGCCAGAUCGUUGCCUAACCUGAGCCGGAUCAGGGGCAAAGGCAAGGGUUAGCUAUUCGGCCUUAUCUGCUAUAAUGUUUGUUGCUGGUCAUGUGACUCAGCCCAGAUAUGGCUCAGAUCUCACCCCGACUUGGGCCGGGUUAGGGCCGACUCAGGGCCAGAUCUGUUCUCCCAUCUCAUCUGUUGUCUCACAGGAGUCCAGGGCAUUUCCUUGCGUCAUUGUUUUCGGUCGUAACAAGCACUGACAGUCUGACAGUGCUGUGGGCUAUGUUCGAUAGCCGCUCCAACAAGUUGUGGUCCUGUACUUCCAUUCUGCACUGCAGGCAUACUGUCAGAUCUGUGUGGAACUGCUGAACCAAAAAUUAUAAAUUAGAAUCAGUGUUGCCAUGUCACCUUGUCAGAAAACGGGCAGCAGAACAGCCAUCUUUCAAGUUUGCCCGAUAUCAGAUGUCACUGCAGCCUUGAACUCGACAACUUCAGAGGAAACAUGCGGAAAGCCGUUUGGCUGGUUUCUUUCCAUGUGGUGCUGUGUGGUUGGGCCCAGGUGUGGUUGGGCCCAUGUGGUGCUGUGUGGUUAUGCCCACGUGGUACUGUGUGGUUCAGCUCAUGAUGUGCUGUGUUGUUCGGCCCAUGCGGGCUUAUUGUGCCAGUGUGGCGGUAUAUGGUGGUAUUCUGCCAGUGCGGUCCCCUGUAGUGUCUGGCUCAGGAGCGGAUCGGUUCUGGUGCCGUCCCAGACCUGGGCCGAAUCCAUUUCAGAGUGGUGAUCCAUUCCACCGUGGGGUAGAGCAAAGGGUGCUGAGUGUUACUGGGCACGAGGUUUGCUGGCCCAAAAAAAUUUAGUAUUACUGUCAAGAGAUGGAGCUCUGUCUGCUGUCUCUGACCAGACUGUAGUUUGUAUUAAAAGGCGAGCUGUGUCUUCAUGGCGCCCACAUUUAAAGACAACCACCAUAGGCAAAGGCUGGACGCAGCUGACCUGAGCCCAAUGCACUCUGGGUUGUUGAGUGACUGGAUACGGGUAGACUUCAAUAGCAAUACACAAACAGACUGAUAUAUGUAUACUGGAUACGUCAAGGAUCAAGAGAAACCAGAGAAAAAGUCCCAUGUCUGAAAGCUGUUUAGGCAGCACAGCGGCAUAGAGAAGGGCAAGUCUAAAGGUUCCGUGCCUUGUGUUAUGUUAUGACAGGAAGAUGGUGAUUGGGUGCUAAGGCCAUGGGCUACGGAAGUGCACCGAUGUGGCACGGCCAAACU